AUGAAUCUAGCCGAUCCAGCCACAAGCCAGAACAAUACACCAGAUACAAUUCUAGGCAACAAGGUGCCACCGAAUAUUGGAUUUCCAAACAAGAUUGUAACCAGCAAAUACACUGUCUACUCAUUUCUCCCGGUAAAUUUCAUACAUCAAUUAUCAAAAGGCUCAACAUUUUUCUUUUUUAUAACAUUGAUUCUAAUGUGCAUCCCAAAGAUAAGUCCGUUCGAACCUUACACAUACAUUCUGGCCUUCUGUAUCAUUGUGGGUGUUUCUAUGAUUAAAGACGCCAUGGAGGAUUACAAAAGACACAAAGACGACGAUGUUAUUAAUAAAACAAUGGUAAAAAUUGUAAAAAUGGUUGAACGUGGAAAUCAAAAGAAAGCAUUUGAAAUCUCUGAAAAAUACUGCAUGGAACUAAAUCGGGGAGACUACAUUCUUGCUGAAAAAGACAUGGAAAUUCAAGCAGAUGUCGUUCUUUUGAGAAGUAAGAAACAUCAUAAAAACCGACUGGGAUGUGCAAACCAUUGCUACAUCGAAACAUCCAAUAUUGAUGGGGAAUCAAAUCUGAAGAAGAAAAGUGCUAUUACAUCUCCUCUUUGUGGGAGCUUGUCCAUAGACGCUUCUGACAAAUCUCUUGAGCUUUGUGGAUGUUGCGAAUAUUUUUUCAGAAAUAUUAACUCUUUCGAAUUGAAGGAUACUGGCGACUCAUUUAAUGAAUUUGAAUGCGACUUUAAUAUUGAAGGCAAGCUAUUGAUUGCAAACAUUAAAAACGUGCUUCUAAGAGGAUCGAUUUUGAAAAAUACUGAAAAUGCACUUUGCCUUGUUGUGGGCGUUGGCAGUGAUACAAAACAGUCAAAGAGUAUGUACAAAUCAAAGAAGUCAAAAACCUUGUUUGACCAACGGAUGAAUCUUAUUCUUAUUGCAGUCCUGAUGCUGUAUGCCUUCAUGUUGGUCAUUACAAGCAUUGUUGGAUCUUUGUUUCUUAUUUUCAACAAGGAGAAUGUCUACUUGAAUAUUUCUAAUAUAGGGCCUUCAAUCAUACAGCUAAUCUUUUCUAACUAUGUGCUUUAUACGUAUCUAAUACCGUUGAGCCUCUAUGUAAUUUUGGAAGUGGCUAGAUUCGUCCAAACAUUAUACAUUUCACAUGACAAAAGCAUGAUGGCGGGUGGAAAAGAAUCUAAAUGCAGAAACUCCAAUGCAAUUGAAGAUCUGGGUGUGAUAGACUAUAUUCUAACCGACAAAACAGGAACAAUAACUAAAAACUCAAUGACACUGAAGUAUAUUCAUGAGAAAAACAAAGAGAAUCUGUCGACGCCCAACGAUCUAUGCAGGAGUCUUUCAGUAAUUCUGACUGAUAAUACAGGAUGUGUCGAUAUGAAAGUCUUGGAAAAGCUUUUGUCGGAAGACUCUCCAAAAAGAGACAAGCUUCUUAUGAUUUUGAACAUGCUAGUAUGCAAUUCGGUUGAAAUUCUAAAUGGGAGGGCAGAGGGCAUUAGCCAAGAAGAGCUUUGUUUUUUAGAGUCCGUUGGCCAGCAUGGCCUUUAUUUAUGCGAGAGGGAUGAAAGCUUUGUCGUUGUCAAAAUAUUAGAUAAAAAGAUCAAUAUUAAUAUUGUUGGAACACUUGAUUUUACAUCCCGAAGACAGAGAAUGUGUGUGAUCAUAGAAAUAUUAGGACGAUUCUUUCUUCUGGAAAAAGGGUCUGAUUCGAUGCUGUUAGAGAAAGCCAGAGACUCAAGCAUACUCCAAAUUAUCAACUCAUCGACCGAUUACAGGUGUUUGGUUAUGAAAUAUAAGGAAAUGUCUCCGGAGGCUGCAGAGGAGUUUCAAGAGCUUUCAAAAAUAGAGCUAGAAAAUGAAGAUGCUAAAGACGACGAGAGAACUGACGAUGCAGAAAAUGACGUGCAUUUGGCAAACAACUUGUUACAAAGAAAGCAACAGUUAGAGGAAGAGAACUUUGAAAGGCUUGAAAAGAACACCAUAUACCUUGGUUCAACAUUUAUCGAAGACAAGUUGCAAGAUGAAGUGCAGGAAACAGUGCGUAUAUUAAAAGAAGCUGGCAUUAAGAUAUGGAUGAUUACAGGAGACAAAAAGGAGACUGCCAUCGCUUGUGCAAAAAACUCAUAUAUUAUUGAAAACAAUGAUUUUGUAGCUUUUGAUGGCAAACGAGUAUUGGAUUUGAUGGAAAGCUGUGUUGGAAAUGAAAGGCUAAGCCAAAAUGGCUCUUCCGUUCAAGGCAUGCAAGGACGUGAAAAGUGA
Messenger RNA from Vittaforma corneae ATCC 50505, 2253 nucleotides. RefSeq names its product HAD ATPase, P-type, family IC. Lineage: Eukaryota; Fungi; Microsporidia; Nosematidae. Gene Ontology annotation, cellular component: plasma membrane. Gene Ontology annotation, biological process: phospholipid translocation. The transcript has a single exon. Gene Ontology annotation, molecular function: ATPase-coupled intramembrane lipid carrier activity; nucleotide binding. The coding region runs from base 1 to 2253 and encodes 750 amino acids. The record is from RefSeq and is a predicted model, not a curated record.